AUGCUGCUCACACUGAAACCCUCGUCACAGAACGGGGUCAAAGGGCCUCAUGACUACGCCAUCGUUCGCCAGUCCGUUCCAACCCCACGGUCUUCCCCGUCCUCGGUACCGGAUCGAUCAACGGCCACGGCGCCUUCAAGACCAUCGGCAGACCAUUCCAUGGACAGUUCUCGCAGCGGGCUGCCGCCCCCGGCCUCCCUAACUCUGCCCCCGCCUAACCGAAGCUUCGCAAGUGGCCAUAGCCCCGGCAAUGCCAUGAAUCCAGCUCUCCCGCCGCCUCCGGGCCAAUGGCAGAGCUCCGAUGAAUCCAUGCGCCAUUGGCUUCAAGCUAAGGCGGAAGAGGACCGGAGGAAGCAGGAAGAAGAGAAGACGCGUCAAGAGUCUCUGCGACUCGAACAACGGAGGCUCGAGCAGAGCAUGCUGCGCGAUGCCUUGCAGGCCGGAAUUCCGCCGCACCUGAUUCCGCUCAUCUUUGCGGGGAUCAGUCCCGGCGGGCUUCCCCCCUCCAUCCUUGAGAUGGUUCAACAACACAUGGCGCAAUCGGUUCCCCCGCGGGGAUCGGCUCCUUCGAUGUCGGGCUUGUCACACGCCCCAACACAACACCAACGGCGGCCAUCGCACGUCCGUCGUGACUCCCGCAACCUUCCCCUCAACCCUUAUCCCGCCCCGUCAGUCCCAGCACAGGCAGUGCCACCUCCUGGCAUCCUACUCUCUCAACCGUUGCACCCCGUAGGCACGUCUCCGACUGUGCAGCCGCUCACUCGACCGCCGGUCACAAACAAUGCUGUUGAUGCUCGACUGCCCCCGGCGGUCCCCAGAAUGCCUCUGGGCGAGCCGCAGCUUCAGCCUCCCCCGCCCAUCAACCUCAGUCAUGUACACUACGCUCCCGGCUCUUCCAUACCCGUUACGCAGCCAGCAACGGGCAAGUCAGACCCCGUCUCCCGUCCUUCUCCACCGUCUCUGUAUUUUCAUCAUUGGGUGCCUCCUGGCCAACCGCCGGCCAACCCCGUGGGAGGGCGGACUCGACAGGAUUCGCCAGGGCCACCGCAAGGACCCCGUCGGGUGGAGUCUCAUAGCUCUCCAGGACGCAAGAGGAAGGCGACUGGCCCUCAUAUCCCCGCUCCGAUGCCGUCAUCGCGAGGGCCGGAGCCCGUCCCUGGCAGCAGCACCGUGUACACCUCUCAACCAGGGUCACCAACCUUUGGUGACCCUCGCCUUAGUGUGUCGAACGAAGCCUCAUCAUAUUACGACCUUCAUGCGACGGAACCAAGACCUGACCGGCCUAGACGUGGCCCAAGCCCCGACCCGGCCACGGAAGACGAGGAUUUGGGACCGCACCGUGAAGAGUAUGUUCGUGCUCGAGAGAACUCGACCGCGCCAGAACCUUCUUCGACUCGACUAUCCGGGAUACAGCAAGAUACGGUUGCUGAGAUGACAUUGCCAGAUUCUGGGUCUACAAGAAGUCCAGGCCCACCGGCCGGUUUGGGGCCAAAUCUAGCAAACACCCAACCUGACGCGCCCCGGGGAGGUUGAUUACCCGUUGGGUGUUGACCUUCUUCGCUUACGCAUUGUAAUAAUCUGUGAUCUAUUACCUUUUCCCGUGCUCAUAUCUCUCGGUAAGCGAUUUUGUUUCCCUGCAUUUGGAGCCUUUUGUGUCUAUCGGGAUAGAAGAAGUUUAUGAUACCAAAGACGAGAGACGGCCUUUUCUUCUUUUUUCCGUCUCUUUCUUAUUUGCUGGCAAAAUCUGUCUCUUUCUCCCACUCCCCACCGUCAAAUCUCUCUUCCUGUACCCUCCUCUUGUCCUCUACUAUCCUCUCAACCACUCAUGCGAGAAGUCCUUCCUGUCACGGCCAUGGUAAACACAAUCCUCCGCAUAUGUACUCGAACUGCAAGACCUUGCAUCCUCGCCAGAGGAAAAAAAAUAACCCUCGGUUCUCCGAGUAGGGACGCUUCCUUG
Aspergillus homomorphus CBS 101889 is the source of this 1957-nucleotide messenger RNA. RefSeq lists its product as uncharacterized. The transcript has a single exon. The record is from RefSeq and is a predicted model, not a curated record. Bases 1 to 1533 code for a protein of 510 amino acids. Lineage: Eukaryota; Fungi; Ascomycota; Eurotiomycetes; Eurotiales; Aspergillaceae.